This is a messenger RNA of Anguilla rostrata (American eel), 3887 nucleotides long. Its product is annotated as KN motif and ankyrin repeat domain-containing protein 2-like. The coding region runs from base 147 to 3077 and encodes 976 amino acids. The transcript has 13 exons. Gene Ontology annotation, biological process: negative regulation of transcription by RNA polymerase II; negative regulation of G1/S transition of mitotic cell cycle; negative regulation of cell population proliferation. Gene Ontology annotation, cellular component: cytoplasm. The record is from RefSeq and is a predicted model, not a curated record. Gene Ontology annotation, molecular function: protein binding. NCBI's taxonomy places the organism in Eukaryota, Metazoa, Chordata, Actinopteri, Anguilliformes, Anguillidae.
ACACUCCUCCUCCUCCUCCCUCUAUCCCUCUGUCCCACACUCCUGCUCACCCCAGAUUCCAUGAGUAUGAUGUCACUCUGCUGCCCUGCUGCCUUACUGUAAGAUUUUACAGGCGAGGAAGUGACUGCCCACCACAGACGCUCAACAUGGCCCAGGUGCUGCAGAUGGAUUCCAACUUCCCAGGGAAGUCUAACCCCGCCCCCGGCCCCUCCUUCCUGGGCAAAGAGAACGUGCCGUAUUCAGUGGAGACCCCGUACGGCUACCGGCUGGACCUGGACUUCCUGAAGUACGUGAACGACAUCGAGAAGGGCAACACCGUCCGGCGGGCGCCGGCGCCACGGCGACCGCGCUUCGGCUCGCUGCCGCGCGGCGGAUACGGCUACACGGGGUCCUGGUGGACCUCCACCGAGUCGCUCUGCUCCAACGCCAGCGCCGACAGCCGCCAGUCGUCCUACUCCUGCUGCGUGCCCGGUUACCACGGCGCCCGGCCCUCGGCGGCGGGCGCGGCGUUCGGCGUGAGCGCGGCGCGGGUGGAGAAGACGCUGCUGGACGCGCGGCGGAGGCUGGAGGAGGAGAGGGAGCGGGAGAGGGAGGGGCGCAAGCUCUCCAACCUGGGCAGCAUGCGAAACAGCGUGGCGGGAUCCAACACCUCCCUGUCCAGCGCGCACGGGCUGGCGCUCAGCCGCGCCCAGGGGGCGGGGCCGGGCGGCGGCUCCUCGGGCCUGUCCACGCCCGUCUCGCCCAGCCCCGCCCACCUGCAUCACGUGCGCGAGCAGAUGGCGCUGGCCUUGCGGAAGAUCCGCGAGCUGGAGGAGCAGGUGAAGACCAUCCCCGUGCUGCAGGUGAAGAUCUCCGUGCUGCAGGAGGAGAAGAGGCAGCUCAGCGUCCAGCUCAAGAGCCACAAGUUCCUGGGCCCCAGCAUGGGGCCGGGCAGGCCCCGCCCUCAGCGGGGGGAGCUCUACAUCCACAUCCCAGAGGACGAGGCUCCGCCCCCGACCAGCCCCGGUCUGACACCCGCUAGCCCCGCCCAAACCCCUGCUAGCCCUGCCCCAACCCCUGCUAGCCCCACCCAGACACCCACUAGCCCCGCCCCAACCCCUGCUAGCCCCAGCUUGGAGAAAGCAACGAAGGAGGUGCGGUCCGUGGGGGUGGGCCCAGAGGCAGAGGGGCGGAGCCGGGAGGUGGGCGUGGGGGUGGAGGAGCGGGACCUGGGGCUGCUUCCGGAGGCGGAGGCCCUGAGGAGCCGGGUGGGGCAGCUGGAGACCACCCUGCUGGAGCUGCAGGCGGCUAGGGAGAGAGAGAAAGAGGCCACGCCCCUGAGGGCGGAGCCUGCUGUCAGAGCCACCACCGUGGGCUGGCGCGAGCUGCUGGGCGGGGCUCCGGGACUGCAGUCGGUGCUCAGCUUUACCCAGAAGCCUCAGCGGCCAGAGCAGAGGAGUGUGGGAGUCCAGGUGUACACGCUAGAGCAGCCCGCGCUGAUGCGAGCUGAGAAGUGCAGGUCCCCGUCGGCCCCGCCCACUGGGGCCCGCCUGGCUACACCCCCUCACACGCCGCCCAUAGAGAAUGGCCAGGUGGAGGCUGUCAGGUCAACAGAAUCUGCCUCUGCACUUCCUCUCACUGUCUGCUCCAGGCAGGUGCAAGGGGUCCUUCACAGGAGUGAGGUGUCCAGAUCUUUGCCUGUUUCCGGCCCUGUAGUGGAGAAGCUGAACACUGUGGAGCUGAAGUCCAGCAGAGGGGCGUCACAGAGGGAGGGGUCACCGCAGACAGGUGGCCAAUCACCCACAAGCAGAUCACAGCCAGCUGUGCCACAGCGCCCCCUGUGGCCUGUGUUGGAACACGAGGCAGAGAGCCAAUCUGUUCCUCUCACCGCCAAGCAGAACCGGCAGCUCAGCAGCGCCCCCACAGGGUAUGAGUCCUCUUCCUCGGAGGACAGCAGCAGUGAGAGCUCUGAUGAGGAAAGCGAUGCCAGUGAAUAUCACGAGGCCAGAGAGAGACUCCCUGAGACCCCCACGCACCGUCCCUCCGCUGACCAAUCAGCUGCCAAGCAGGGGGCCACCCAAUCACUGUCCACCAGCUCCGCCCCCAAACCGAAUGCCAACCAAUUACCACUCACCGCCUCCGCCCCCAAACGGGACGUUGCUGGAUCGCCGUCCGUUGUCUCCGCCCCCAAACAGGUUGUCAUCCAAUCACCCCUCAAGACCCAGGAGCAGGUGUCUGGGAAAGGCAGCUCCGGACCAUGCGCCUCUCAGGAAGCCAGGCUGCAGCUGAGUGACAGCAUGAUGGCGGCCCUGCACUCGCUGCAGAAGGCCGUGGGCGAACCUGCUCUCUUCAGCCAGCAGGAGGCGAAGUCUGCGUACAGCCUGGUGCUGCAGGAGUGGCUGCGCGUGUCCUGUCACCGGUCGGCGGACACGGGCGUGGUCAGGGCCUACAUGGACGCCUUCGCCUCCGUCUCCCCGCGGCUGCUGGAGUUUGUGGUCAACAUGGCCGACGGCAACGGCAACACGGCCCUGCACUACACCGUGUCCCACUCCAACUUCCCUGUGGUCAAACAGCUGCUCGACACCGGUCUGUGUAAUGCAGAUAAACAGAACAAGGCGGGAUACACAGCCAUCAUGCUGACUGCGCUGGCUGCGUUCCACUCGGACAGCGAUCUGCGCACCAUCCUGCAGCUGCUGCACUCUGGAGACGUCAAUGCCAAGGCCAGCCAGGCGGGACAGACGGCGCUGAUGCUGGCGGUCAGUCACGGGCGGGGGGACAUGGUGCGGGCGCUGCUGUCCUGCGGGGCGCAGGUGAACGUCCGGGACGAGGACGGCUCCACCGCGCUUAUGUGCGCCUGCGAGCACGGGCACGUGGACAUCGUGCGCCAGCUCCUGUCCGUGCCCGGCUGCGACGCCACCAUCACCGAUAACGACGGCAGCACAGCCCUCUCCAUCGCCCUGGAAGCCUGUCAGAAUGACAUCGCUGUGCUCCUGUACGCCCACCUGAACUUCGCCAAGCCCCCCUCCCCAGUGUCACCAAAAGCCCACCAAAUGGGAACUUCACCUCCCCCUGCUGGUGACAGAAAGGGGUGUCCAUGAAUCUCUGGUCCUAAUCUCAAGAACCCUGUAUUCUGCUAAACUGACGCAUACGCAAAAAGGAACACUCAAUAAAAAUAUAAGUAAUAUUUCAGAAAAUAUUUUCACCACAACAUGUUAUGUGUCAUGUGAGACACUCACUUGUAUCUUGUUAAAAAAUUUAAAUGCUUACUUUUUUUACGGCUGGGCCUCUGAAGUUCAUGUGAAUUGUAGGUUUCCUGCUCAGCGAGACAGUGAGGAAUGUUACAGUGAGGAACGUUGGAAAAUGGGAAGGAAGGGUUUUAGAGUGUAGAGAUAAUUAAACUGUAAGUGUGUUUUGCCAGUCUUCAGGGUGCAGUAGCUUGUUAGCCCUUACCAGGAAGCAGAAAAGUGAGGUACAGGUUGCCGUGAUAUGUACGUCAAAAUAAGAGCUGUGUGUACAUCAAAAUAAGAGCGGUAUCUAUUAAACGUGAGCAGUACAUUUUCAGUUAUUGAAAAAUGCAUAUUGUGGAAUGUUUAAAUCUAAGCAAUAUGAUAUAUUUUUGAACAACUGCAAAUUUGUAUAAAGAAAGCAAAUUUUGAAAGUUCUUUUUACAUUCCUUUCUUAUCCACAAACUUUUGAAUACAUAUCUGUUUUAUAUUCUUUUAUAUUAUGUUAUUUAUCUAUAACUUUAUAUACUCUUCUGUGUAGUCUCAAUCUCCAAUAUGUAUCUGAAGGUACAGCCAAUUUUAAUUAAGCAUUAUGUGAAAUUGUCACUUAAUAAUGAUUUUUUCUAAUUGUUCCAGUUCAUCCUGGUUCUUUUUCUCCAAGAUAAAUAAAUGUUUUGUACUUUU